This is a messenger RNA of Rhodofomes roseus, 396 nucleotides long. RefSeq lists its product as uncharacterized. The record is from RefSeq and is a predicted model, not a curated record. The coding region runs from base 1 to 396 and encodes 131 amino acids. The transcript is spliced from 2 exons. Lineage: Eukaryota; Fungi; Basidiomycota; Agaricomycetes; Polyporales; Fomitopsidaceae. Gene Ontology annotation, molecular function: oxidoreductase activity, acting on paired donors, with incorporation or reduction of molecular oxygen; iron ion binding; monooxygenase activity.
AUGUCUUCCUCCAGGAUCGUGGUCACUGCCCUUCAUCAGCUCCCUGCUGUCGAUCCACACAAGACGUUCGCCACAUGGUGCACAUCACACGGUAAACAUGCAGUAGGAGAGGUGGUUUACGCGCGGUUCUUUCAGCAGCCCGUCGUCAUCCUCAACUCCGCGCAAGCUGUGUAUGAUCUCCUCGAGAAGAGAGGCUUCAGGCCUCAGCGACCUCCUCCCACGGUCAGUGAUGUCAAUUUCCGGGAGAUCGAGCAUAAUAUACUGUACACACGAGCCAGACGGAGCAAUGUCGUUGUCGUGAAGGAGCAGGUGAAAACAUUCCGUACAACUACAAGUAUUCAUGACGCGGGCACCAAGCGCAAGGGUCGUAGCGAACGAUUUAACAAGAGCCUAUAA